ACACCAACGCACUUUUUGUGAUGAUUCAGCGGAUGCUGUCCAUCAGAAACUGUAAACAAAAGAAGCAAAAGAACCGUUCCGGGAGCUGUUGAGUUCCGCCGAGGGAAGCCAGAACAGGAGAUUUUAAAUGGUUUUGUUUUGUGUUUUGUCCGCACGUACAGGAAGAUGUAUUUAAUGGAUCACGAUUAUUGCAAAGUACCCAACAACGACGACUUCACCGAUGUGGAGUAUCUAGUCGAAGAGUUUGAAAACGUCAAGCCUUAUCUUCCGACUGCCUUGCGGAGUACAACCGGAACCCAAACGGAUGCGGAAGUGAAGGACUCCGCCGCCCGUCGUUGCGAUUGUGCUCGAAAGCGCGCCCGGAUGGAGAAAGAAUCGAAACGACUCCGACGGUUGUUGGCCUUAGAGCGCGCAAAAUGUCGAAUGUUGAAAGCGAAGCUACGUAAACUGCGAGAAGAGUUGCGGAUUCUCCGAGCAAUCAAGAAGCGCCAGGAGGCGAGAAAAGUUGCCGCCGUCAAACGCUUCUUCAGGAAAAUCCUCUACUUUGGGAAUCAUAGCUUUUGAUGUGGCUCCGGAUCAAGCAGUGGUGGAAUGUUGCAACGGGAACUGAGCGGAUUCUAUGAUAGUAGUCCGAACCAGGGUUUUAUAAUAAGCAUACCUAUGCUAAAAAUAGCUUACGAGGGUUUCAUCAUAACUUAAUACAGAUGAUUUCAUUUAA
This is a messenger RNA of Aedes albopictus (Asian tiger mosquito), 718 nucleotides long. RefSeq lists its product as uncharacterized. The transcript is spliced from 2 exons. Lineage: Eukaryota; Metazoa; Arthropoda; Insecta; Diptera; Culicidae. The coding region runs from base 166 to 564 and encodes 132 amino acids. The record is from RefSeq and is a predicted model, not a curated record.